Ceratitis capitata (Mediterranean fruit fly) is the source of this 5858-nucleotide messenger RNA. Its product is annotated as zinc finger protein 521. Lineage: Eukaryota; Metazoa; Arthropoda; Insecta; Diptera; Tephritidae. The coding region runs from base 352 to 4812 and encodes 1486 amino acids. Gene Ontology annotation, molecular function: zinc ion binding; RNA polymerase II transcription regulatory region sequence-specific DNA binding; DNA-binding transcription factor activity, RNA polymerase II-specific. The record is from RefSeq and is a predicted model, not a curated record. Gene Ontology annotation, cellular component: nucleus. The transcript is spliced from 4 exons. Gene Ontology annotation, biological process: regulation of transcription by RNA polymerase II.
UAACGUAUGCCAUCUAGCUCAAUAUUCGGAUUGGCUGGCAGCAAUAUGAUUACUUACUAAUUUAGCAUUCACUGAACAACCUCACAGCCAAAUCAUUCACCCAUCUUUCAUUGAACAAUUAUAGUACACCGCCAAGCAAAAAUGGUGGAGGUUUCUUCCAGUUUUUAACAAGUUUGCGGAACGAUUUUGCAAAUUCAUUUGGUUUGUAUGCUUUUUAGGCAACAAAUACUAAGUGAAAAUAUAGUGGUUAGACUACCAUUCAGGGAAAAAAAGAAAGGGAAAAGAAGCAGUUUAAAAUAUAAUACGAAAAAAUUAUCUUAAAACUGUUGGAAAAAUAAAUGUAAUAAAAAAAUGGAUCAACUACAUUUUAUGUUUGCAAAUGAUUAUAAAGUGGACGACGAUAAUAACGCUAAGAAUGAUUGUAACAAAAAGGAAGCGAAAAUUAAAAAUGAGCCUGAAGACGAUGUCGUUGAAGAAGAAGAUGAUAGCUAUAUAAUGCCAGAAUCAUUGCUGCAGCAAAUAACUACUACGCAAGGAAAAGAUGCGGAGGGUGAAGAUGAUAAUACAAUAUUCAAUUUUGGAAUCGAAACAAGUGCAAAUAAGCGUCCUACUCCUACGAUUGCAUCUAAGCCAUCUUCAGCAAAAAACCCACAAGAUGCAUUUAUUAAUUUUGAUUUAGCUGUAAUGUAUAUAUGCCCAGCUUGUGGUAGUGAAUUUGAUACUCAAACCGCUUGGAAGACACACAUUAAUGGCAUUCAUGAAUACAAUACACGCCGCGGAUUAAAUUUUGUACCAAUUGAUAAAUUAUAUCACAGGUGUCUGGAGUGCAAUAAACCGAUUGCAAUGCAUGCUAUGGAAAAUUUAUUGAAACAUAAAUUUACACACUUGCCCCAUCGAUGUACCAAAUGUAGGAUUUGCCACAGACUUUAUAAAUAUAGGCAAGAUUUAAUUGUACAUUUACGUCUAUGUCAUCGUGAGGAUGUAAUAGAAAUGAUGGGUGAUACAAAUAAGGUUGAGAAAAACAUAUAUGAAAAUUUACGCACUUAUGUUCCCCCAAGAAAAAAUCCAAAACUAGAAAUCAGGGAUAUUAAAGGUAACGCAAUUGAUAUAUUUGAAAAUACUAAUGACAGCGUUGAGGUAAAAAAUGAACCCUUUGAUGCUGAUGACCAAGAAGACGAGGUUAUGCAAUACCGAAAUAAGCCAAAAUUCCAUCAAACCUCUAUUUUGGAGGACGCAUUAAGCCGAAAAACUUCACAAGUGUCUGGGCACCCUCAGCAAGCCCAUGAGAGACAAUGGGAAAAACAUAUAGAGUACAUUUGCCCUGUUUGCAACUCUGAGUUUAAUCUAAAAAAUGAUUGGAGGGAUCAUCUCCAAGAAAUGCAUAACUUUUUUUCCUUUGAUGGAUUGGGAUUAGAAAAACGUAGUAACUCAACAGUUGAAUGUUUAGAAUGCAAAAUGGUUUUACCUAGUUACUCUAUAGAGCCGUUACAAAUACAUAAAUUUUCGCAUCUCCCUUGCAAAACAUAUAUGCGCUGUAAACUUUGCUUACGUUCAUUUCAUAUCUACAAAGGUAUAAUAAAACAUUUCAUGAAACAACAUCGUCUGGAAAAAGAAUUCAACGCCGAUGCAGAUGAGAGCCAAGAUGGUCGUUCUUUUGACCCAUACUCUGUGUCAUCUACUGUGGACUUUGACGAUGAUCAAGUACCAGCUGACGAACAAGGAAAAUUCGAUUGUCGUGAUAUUUACGAAACACAAAUAGAUUAUUUAUGUCCAAAGUGUGGUGAAGAAUUUUUUGAAAGAAAAUUGUGGAGAAAUCACAUCGUUCAAGCCCAUAACUAUACUGAUUUGAAAACACUUUGUUUUGAAGCUGUGAAUGAGCAUCAAUUACAAUGUCACUUAUGUGGUAAAGUGAUUACAAAUGCUUACGGUGUGCAAAACGCUCAGCAACACUAUUUCACACAUUUGCCCCAUAAGGCAUACAUUCGUUGUCGGAUAUGUACCAAAUCAUACACAGAUCGUAAGGGAUUAGUUAAACAUUUGCGCAAAGUUCAUCAUAUAUCUUCUAAAACAAUGUCACCAUUAUCUAAACCCGCUGAAACAAAGUCUCACUCGUCGUCAUCAUUUCAGAAAAGCACUCCAUUCAAAGCUCCGCGUAAAGCACCAGUUAAAGAAAUUGUACGACACAAUGGUGUUAUAUAUGAAAUACAAUUUUUAGAUGAGGAUAGUAAUGAUGACACUUUUAUGGACGAUACAUCAACCUCGAUAGAAGCCAAAAAUGAUUACAGCUUCACAAAGCCUCCAAAAAGGCAUGUGUGUCCUGAUUGUUAUUCCACGUUUGGUACCGCACAAGAAUUACAAAGGCAUAUUCGAGAACAACACGACUUCAAAAAGCCCAUACAAUCUCAUGUUUGCACUAGGUGCUAUUGUACCUUCGAAUCCGAGGGCGCUUUGUAUGAUCAUAAACUAAAGCAUCACUCAAACAAUUCAGAUAACUUAGAAAAUAAUGAAGCUAAUGACGAUGAUGACUUGCUGUUGGUGCCAAGUAGGAAUGAGAAUGUAAAGGUUAGUUCCAGCACUGGUUCAACCAACAUAGAACAAUAUUUUUGCUAUAUGUGCCCUGCGUGCGGUGAGGAAUUCAAAUCGCAAUAUGAAUGGCGUCGUCAUAUUAAUGAUAUACAUUACUUCGAUAGACGUUAUGAGUUGAAUUUCAAACAAAUAGAUAAAUUUCACUUUGAGUGUUUAGAAUGCAAAGAAAUUGUUAAUAGCCCUAAAUUAAAAGCUCUACAAGACCAUAAAUUUCGCCACUUGCCGUAUAAAUUAUACAUCAAGUGCCGCCUUUGCAGCACUUGCUACAAUCAUAAACCAAAUGUGGUUACACAUCUACGUAUACGGCACAAUUUAAUGGAUCCUCGUGAAAUACUUAAUAACAGUCCAUCAGUAUCACCAAGCCCAUCGCAAAUGGCCGAAAACUAUGAGAAAGAAUCCACAUCACCUUCACAAUUGUUCAAUAUUCGUUCGAUGACAACCGAAGACAUUAUUUCGAAUCACAAUGCAGUAGAUCACGAAUCGAUUACUUAUCGUUGUCCGCAAUGUAAUGACCCAUUUGAUACGCACGCUCUGUGGCGGCAACAUAUCGUUACCGCACAUGACCUCAACAGCAGACAGGGCUUGAAUUUCCGUCAGUUGGAUGCACACCACUAUAUAUGCUUGGAGUGUUACAAGCGCGUCACGGUAACUCACACGAAAGGUGCGAUUGGUCAAUUGCAAUCGCAUAAAUUUCGCCAUUUACCGUAUAAAUCUUUUUCCUGCACAACUUGUGACGGAGUCUUUGUGCGUAAGCAAAUGUUCUUCAAACAUCUCAAUCGUAUAACCAAUAGAUGCCCAUUAUUGGGAAAUGUAGGAGUACACAAUUAUAAUCCAAAAAUAAAAGCUUCCCAUUUGAAUGUAUCACGUAAAAUGGCAGGUCACGGCGGUAGCACUCCUGCGAAGAAUCUCAAUUUUUCUGUGACAUCGAAUGAAAGAUGUCCUUACAUCAUACAAUGCCCUCAAUGUGGCAUCAAAUUCGAAAGAUGGGCCCCAUGGCGUGAUCAUAUCGAAAAAGAGCAUGCUCUACAUAGUAUGGAAUCAUUGAAAUUCAGGAGGAUCACGGAUCAUUUGCACAUCUGUCUGCAGUGCAAAGAGCGCGUUACUGGUGCAAAUUUCGUCAAUUUGCAGACUCAUCGAUUUAAACAUUUACCAUAUGGUACCUACCUACAUUGCCGCUACUGCGAUGUUAGAUAUUACUAUAUGAUUAAUAUUAUCAAACACAUGAAACAGAAGCAUCCAAAUCAUGGCUUAAAGGAACUCGAAUUGCAAUUAGAAAAGACGCCUGUCAAAGAGCCCAUCGACUCUCCAUCAGCCGAUCUUUGCAUGGAGCUGAAUGAGGAGAAAAACAAUGAUAAUAUUGCCGAUGAUGAAGACGAUGCAGAAAAAAUUGGUCUAGAACAUGAGAAGAAAGGUACCAGUGAAGACAUGAUUGGUUCCGAUUCUGAAUCACAAAAAUGUUCGUUCAUUAUAUAUUGUCCACAAUGUGGUGUUGAAAAUGAUAAUUGGCCUGCAUGGCGUGAACAUAUAGCGGCGGUACAUUCGUUUGAUAAGCUGGAUGCAUUGAACUUUACCAAAAUAAAAGAUUGGGUUUUUGAAUGCAACGAGUGUAAAGAGCAAGUCAAUUUCAAUUCACUCUACACUCUGCAGAUUCACAAAUUCACGCAUUUGCCAUAUAGCAGCUAUCUACAGUGUCGCUAUUGUGACGAAAAAUUAGAUAAUGUAAUGGACAUAAUGAAACAUUUGAAGUCAAAACAUCCUGAACAUGUAAUACAAAAGCACGAUAAACCCAUUGAAUUGGAUGAUGUUUUGUCGUAUGAUGAUGAUGAUGAUGAUAUUGAUGAAGAUGAAGGUGAAGGAACGAGAGAUAAUUUAGAUAUAGAAGAGGGAGUCGAUGAUGGCGAUGAGGAGGAGGACGAUGAAAUAGAUGACGAUGAUGAUGAUGACGACGAAGAUAAUGACAAUACUGUCGGCGAUAAUGCAGUACGCAUGGAUGUUGAUGAUUUCGAGGAUGCAGAAGACGAAGAUGAAGAAGAUGUUGAUGAUGAUGAUGACGUUGGAGAUGAUGAAGACAAUGAGGAUGAUGAUGGUGGCAGUGAAAAUUUUGAUAAUACUGAUACGGAGGUAGGUCCAACGGGUGACAGUGAAAAUACAAAUACUGAAGUGCCACGAGGUGCCGUUGAAGAUAUUGAAGAGGUCGAAGAAUCGGAGCAAUUUGUUCUGGGCUAAUUUUUCUUGGUGUUAUUUUCGAAUUUAAAAUAAUAACCUUUUACAUGAUAUAUCAGAGGCAGUCUGUGUGAUGUUGCCCUAUUAUUUGAAGUAUAUUUAUAACAUAUUUUAUAUAGUUUUUACUUCCCAAACAUUCUAUCAACAAAUUAUUUAAUUAAAGACAUUAUGUUUGAUAACAACAGAAACAAAGUCCUUCACAUACAGAUUUAUAUUCAAAUAAGUAGUUUAAAAUAAUAUGUAUUAAUUUUAUUAUAUACAUAUAAGUAAAAUCUAUUAAGAGAUAGAGAGUAAAGUCAUUUCUCUAUACAUAAUGCAUGGGGUCAAGUGUAAAAACAAAAUUGUAGACUAAAGUGUGGAUUUAUUAAUAUAUUAAGCUUCUUCUAAAUCAUGAAAGUUUAUUCAUUAAAUUUAAGUUGUAUGAAAUACUUCAGAUAUACACGCUAUAAAUAACAGGAAAAAGUUGGUAAGAGUAGGAAACCAAGUUUGAUAUGUUUGGUUUUAUAAAUAUUAAUUUCUAAAAGUAAAUAAUUACUAAGAAGAUUGACGUUUUCUUGCAAUAUGGUUUAAUAUAAAUCUAUAAUUUGGAUUUUUAUAUACAAGAAAAUAGCAUACAUGCUUUAUCUUACAAUAGAAAUACAUAAUACUUUCCACUUAAAAUUCAAUUAUUAACAUUCACGGCUAUACCCAUCAUAAACUUAAUAUUAUAUUUAUAGUAAGAAUACUUUACUUUUAUAAGUUUUUGAAAUAUGUCCUUUGUUUGUAUGCUAUUUUGAAAUUCAUAGAAACUUGUAUUCUCCAAUUCAUUUACAAUUUCUAACAUAAUUUAAUAACUUAAGACAUACAACUCAUUUACACAACAUAUAAUAGAAAGUCUUAUUAUAAAUAUAAUGCCCAAAAAUGAGAAGCAUCAAAAUAUGAAUUCAAAAAAAUAUACAUACAUAUAUUAUUGGAACUUUUAAGUAUUGUAUUUUGAUCGCAAAUGCUCCGUAGGUUAUAAUAUAAUAAUAUGUACAAGACAUCAAUAAAAUUAUGACGUACUAUAAAAC